CUGCGGCUGCGUGUGGCCGCCCCAACCCCGGCAAAGUUUCUCGUCCCUUCCCCGGGGCUGCUGCGAUUUCCAUUAAUAGCCAGCUGAGCCUCCCGGCUAAAAAUAACCCCCGGCCCUCUUCAUAAGGCACCGCCGGCCACCCCCCGGGCAGCACCGCACACCAUGGCCGAGCGCCGCGUCCCCUUCACCUUCCUGCGCAGCCCCAGCUGGGAUCCCUUCCGCGACUGGUACCAUGGCAGCCGCCUCUUCGACCAGUCCUUCGGGAUGCCCCACAUCCCCGAGGAUUGGUACAAGUGGCCGAGCGGCAGCGCCUGGCCGGGAUAUUUCCGCCUGCUGCCCCGGGAGACCGCGCUGAUGCCGGCCCCGGGCUCGCCCUUCGGGACGGCGCUGAGCCGCCAGCUCAGCAGCGGCAUCUCCGAGAUCCGCCAGACUGCCGACAGCUGGAAGGUCACCUUGGACGUCAACCACUUUGCACCUGAGGAGCUGGUGGUCAAGACCAAGGAUAACAUCGUGGAGAUAACAGGCAAACACGAGGAGAAGCAGGAUGAACACGGCUUCAUCUCCAGGUGCUUCACCCGAAAAUACACCCUCCCCCCCGGUGUCGAAGCCACGGCCGUGCGAUCCUCACUGUCCCCCGAUGGAAUGCUCACGGUGGAGGCCCCCCUGCCCAAACCCGCCAUCCAGUCCGCGGAAAUCACCAUCCCCGUCACCGUCGAGAGCCAGGCCAAGGAACCAGCCAAGAAGUAGGCGGCACCCAGGAGGAGGAGGAAGAGGAGGAGGAGAAGCCGCCACCGCCCCCAUCCCCAGCUGCCCCCUCGCACCCGCCCCCUUUUUACUGUUGAUUUUGUACUCGUCCUGUCACCGAGUGCCUUGAAUAAAUGUGAAGGAACAGACAUUAUCAGCUGGAAUAAAAACUGGUGAAAGAAA
Messenger RNA from Pseudopipra pipra, 927 nucleotides. RefSeq names its product heat shock protein family B (small) member 1 (gene HSPB1). Gene Ontology annotation, biological process: response to heat; negative regulation of apoptotic process; protein refolding. NCBI's taxonomy places the organism in Eukaryota, Metazoa, Chordata, Aves, Passeriformes, Pipridae. The record is from RefSeq and is a predicted model, not a curated record. The transcript has 3 exons. Gene Ontology annotation, cellular component: nucleus; cytoplasm. The coding region runs from base 163 to 747 and encodes 194 amino acids.